GAGAGAGAGUGAGAGUGUAACAUAUCUCUCAGUCUGUGGGCUUCUUCAAACUUUCAAGUUUAUUAAAGUCCAAGUAUUAUUUUUUUUUGAUUGAAGUCCAAGUUUGUACUUGUGUUGUGUGUGAAUGGAGUAGAUGGUGAAGAUGGGAAGAGCGCCAUGUUGUGAUAAGGAUGGAGUUAAGAGAGGUGCUUGGAGUCCUGAAGAGGACCAACUCUUGGUACAGUACAUUAACAAGCAUGGCCAUGGUAGCUGGCGUACACUCCCAAAGCAUGCUGGUCUCCUUCGAUGUGGAAAGAGUUGUCGGCUCAGGUGGAUAAACUAUCUUCGCCCUGACAUUAAACGUGGUCCAUUUACAGCUGAGGAAGAGGAUUCUAUAAUUCAGCUUCAAGGCAUGCUUGGUAAUAGGUGGGCUGCCAUAGCAUCACAGAUGCCAGGAAGAACAGACAAUGAGAUUAAGAACUAUUGGAACACUCAUUUAAAGAAGCGUUCCCUUUGCUCAGUCCCUAGCCCAUGGGUGCACAAGCCCUCCUCCAAACCAGAGACAAGUAAUGUCAAAUCUGAAUCCCCUUCCACUCGCCACAUGGUACAAUGGGAGAGUGCCAGAGUUGAGGCCGAGGCUCGGAUGUCAAUGGAAUUGUCACUACUUGACUCAUCUUUGAUGAUAAAGACAGAAUGUGAUUACUUCCUCCGUCUAUGGAGUUCUGAAGUUGGAGAAUCGUUUCGGAAGGUCAAUGGUAAAGAUGCGGGAGUGUGUCAAAGCCCUGUCUCUCCAAAAUCCUCAUCAAUAAAAUGUGGUUCAGGUUCAGAUGUCACAAUACAAGCGAUAAACACCAGGACCAGUGCAUGUACUAACAUGAAGCCAGAACAAGCAGAUAGCUAUAAACCAAAGGUAGAAGACGUUAUGGCCACCUCGGAUUCUCACACCUCUUAUGAUCUCAUUGAUUCUUCUGAUUCAGCAUUGGAGCUACUGCUAGAUUUCCCAGAUGGUGAGGACAGCUUUCAAGUAUAGAUGAUUUUGCAUGUACAGUAGAUGGAACUAAAAUAUUGCCUUUCCUUUCUUGCAUUGAAUGAAGAUGGUUACCAUGGGAAGGGCACUAGUUUAAUCUAAUAGAUAAUUUGGCACCUUUAAAGUUUCUCUUUUGUAUAUAAUCUAUUUUAUGUAGCUGGUUUCUUAGUUUUCACAUAGACUACUCUUCUUGAUUUUCUCUAAAUGGAAAAAGAGAUGUAAACUUGAACAGGUUGCUACAAUCAAAGUUAUCUUCUCUUUGCUGAGAGCUUAUUGACAA
This is a messenger RNA of Quercus lobata, 1286 nucleotides long. RefSeq names its product transcription factor MYB17-like. The coding region runs from base 134 to 1009 and encodes 291 amino acids. Lineage: Eukaryota; Viridiplantae; Streptophyta; Magnoliopsida; Fagales; Fagaceae. The transcript has 3 exons. The record is from RefSeq and is a predicted model, not a curated record.